Messenger RNA from Asterias rubens (European starfish), 5668 nucleotides. RefSeq names its product receptor-type tyrosine-protein phosphatase T-like. The record is from RefSeq and is a predicted model, not a curated record. Lineage: Eukaryota; Metazoa; Echinodermata; Asteroidea; Forcipulatida; Asteriidae. The transcript is spliced from 29 exons. Bases 48 to 4271 code for a protein of 1407 amino acids. Gene Ontology annotation, biological process: protein dephosphorylation. Gene Ontology annotation, molecular function: protein binding; protein tyrosine phosphatase activity.
CGUCAGUAAACAGCCAGCGGGUGAUUGCGUGGGAAUUAGCUUCCAACAUGUGCCCCGUUAGCAACUACACCGUGCAGUAUGAGCUCAUUAACAGGGAUCAGUGUCAACAAGUUUCUGAUACGUUUAUGGAUGUAGACACAACAGAAACAUUUCAGUUUGUCUUACAGGAGUCCGAUCUUGAGUCAUCGAUGUUCGUCCCUUAUUCAACCUACAAGAUCCGAGUCAGGGCAAGAAAUGAAGCCGGCCUCGGACUCUACCUGAAUGACGUUAUUAAUGAUGAGUUCAUUACAGCGGAACGAGCACCCUCAGCACCUCCUGCAAAUGUAACCCAUCUCAAUGUCACAGACGUUGGCGCCAUCUUCCAGUGGGAUGAGGUUCCAUGUGGCAGUAGAGGAGGCAUCAUCGAAUACAGCUACGAACUCACAAAGUCAAACGAAACGUCUAUGAUUGAAGAAAUGUCGGCAAGAUCUCUUAUUUUCAUCAACCUACACCCCUGCAGUGAUUACACAUUCAGAGUGGCGGCCAGGACGAGUGUUGCUAUUGGAGUAUACAGUAACGAGACGUCUUUUUCCACAGAGGCUAAAGCUCACACUCCUGUUGAAAAUCUUUCCACCAAUGAAACUGAGAACACGCUGGCAGUUACAUGGGACGCAACUGACGUGACUGAAAAUCCCUGCAGUCUACUCUACAAAAUAGAAUAUGAGUUGAUCAACAGAGACCAGUGUGAGCCAAUAAGCUCCCCUGUACGCUCUGCGGGUGUCAACCAAACCACACCUGGUAUCACCUUGGAUGGUUUGGAUGCCUACUCUACGUACACCGUCUACGUCUGGACAUGGAGCGAAGCUGGAUUAAGCGAAGAGCGUUCAUUGAAUAGUACAACAGCUGGUAAAAUACCCUCUGCACCUCCUGGUAAUGUAACGCACCUCAAUUUAACUGAAAUUGGCGUCAGCUUUCAGUGGGACGAGGUGCCGUGUGGCAGUCGAGGAGGGGCCAUCGCAGAAUACAGCUACGAAUUGAUGACAUCAUCUGGCAACGGAAAUAGAAGUGAAACGACGACCGAAAGGUCGUUGAGUUUCAAUGAUCUUCUCCCGUGCACCGAGUACAAAUUUAAAGUUGCGGCCAAGACAAGGCUUGGCACCGGAAUUUACAGUCAAGAGAUAGUGUUUAUCACAUCAACUAAAGCUCAUCCUGCUGUUUCAAAUCUCAGCACCACUGAAAAGGAUGACGCCUUGGAGGUUACAUGGGACGCGACCGACGUGACUGAAAACCCCUGCAGUCUACUCUACAAAAUAGAAUAUGAGCUGAUCAACAGAGACCAGUGUGAGCCAAUAAGCUCCCCUGUACGCUCUGAGGGUGUCAACCAAACCACACCUGGUAUCACCUUGGAUGGUUUGGAUGCCUACUCUACGUACACCGUCUACGUCUGGACGUGGAGCGAAGCUGGAUUAAGCGAAGAGCGUUCAUUGAAUAGUACAACAGCUGGUAAAACUCCAGAUGAAUCUCCUGCAGGAUUUGAAUUGGUGGACAAGACGAAAACCAGCAUCGCAGUCUCCUGGACCACUGUCCCAUGUGGGAACAGGAAUGGAGACAUCACUGGCUAUUGGAUGAGGUACAAAACUCUGGACAAACCCUAUGACAAGUCUUUCGACCCGAGCCAGGAAAAGUACACCGAAGAAAAUCUCUCAAUCUUUGAGAAAAACGUGACAGGAUUGGAACCAUCCACACAGUAUGAUAUUCAAGUAGCUGGCCUUGUUCUUAUUGGUGGUGAUGAGGUAGUCGGACCAUAUGCAACGAUGAAGAUAUACACUUCUGUCGAGACAGAUAUUGAGAAACCUAAAGAGCCAACUGUUGAUACCUCCCUAACGACUUCUUCAACGGUCACCAUUGCACUAACCCCUCCAGCUGUUUCGACCUACGUUACGGACUUCCAGAUUGGUGUGCUUCUCAUCACACCCUCAACAGAAGGGAACAAAAAGCGCAGGGAUGUGUCACCUGAUCUAUACGUGGCAGGAGAAUUCAGUAAGGACAACCUCCCGGAAACUUUCCAAGUUGGCGAUGACCAGAUGUAUGGAGAAUAUCGCAACAAGCCCCUGGAGAGUAGCGCUGUGUACGACAUUUACCUUGGUGCAGUCAGCAAAACAACCAACCAGGAGGCUGCCAUAGCCUGGGGUGAUCCAAGCAGAGUGGAAGUGGGUUCUGGCGAUAUUGAUCCUGGUUCCUUCCCCGUCGCAGCUGUGAUUGUUCCCAUCCUGGUUAUCAUUGUCGUUGGUGUUGUUGCAGGGGGACUCUUUCUCAAGAGAAGAGCCCACCAAGACAAGCAGUCAGAUUCAGAGGGACUUCAAGUGGAUGAAAUAAAAGAGGAAAAACAGAGAUACACUUCCACACACAGUGCCAAAGAUAACUUCGCGUCUGUAGAUGAAGGUAUUGCUAUGAUGGCAACAACAUCAAUUAAUCAUCCUCCAUCACCUGCGAAACCCAAACCAAGAAAGAAGACAUUCAGAGCACCCACCGCUGUAUCGCUGACAGAAUUUGAAGAAUUCAUCCAAAAGAAGAAAGCUGAGACAGUCAAGGAGGGAAAUGGGUUCCUCUGGGAUUUUAAGAACUUACCUGAUGAAGUCCUGUACUCUUGCUCAGUGGCGAAAGAGGAAGAGAAUAAAAAGAAAAAUCGCUACGCCAACAUCAUUCCAUAUGAUGACUCUCGAGUUAUUCUUGAAAAACUUGCCAACGAUCCUACCUCGUCGGAUUAUGUCAACGCUUCUUAUAUUGAUGGAUUCGACGCCCCCAAGCAAUACAUAGCCACUCAAGGUCCCAACACUGCCUCUGUUCCUGACAUGUGGCGGCUGAUUUGGCAGGAGAACUGUACCAAGAUAGUCAUGCUCACCAACCUAGUGGAAGGUGUUAAGGGGAAAUGUGACCAGUACUGGCCGGACACAACACUUAGCUAUGGAAAGAUAACCGUCUCGCUUGUCAAGGAGGUUAAGCGCGUUGAUUACAUCAUCCGAGACUUCAUUCUCAGCCAUGAAGCAGAGAAUCAACAAUCGCGGAAGGUUCGCCAGUUUCACUACACGACCUGGCCGGAUAUGGGCUUACCUCAGGACCCCAGCAAGGUGGUAGAUCUGGUGAAAAUUGUGAAGGAAUACAGUCCAAACAGCUGCGAACCCAUGGUGGUCCAUUGCAGUGCUGGGGUUGGCCGGACCGGUACCUUCAUUAUCUUGGACGCCAUGUUGGAUCAGGCUAAGGCAGAGGGCAAGGUGGACGUCUGGAACUUUGCCCGUGGGAUGAGAGACAGACGUAUGAAGAUGAUUCAGACCUCGGCCCAGUACGAGUUCAUCUUUGAUGCCUUAUUGGAUGAAUUCCAGUGCGGGGACAAAACCAUUAAGUCGGAGGAGUUACGCUCCAAACUAUCUGCUCUAAAGAAGAUCCAAGCGAAGAGCCAUAAGACUGGGAUCCAACUGGAGUUUGAGAGCCUUGACAAGUUGGCCAGCCAUACUUCAACCUCAUCAGACCAGUACAGAGGAGGUCAGGACCCAGACAACGUUGAUAAAAACCGCUUUCCAGAAAUAGUGCCUGUGGACCGCUUAAGACCACGUUUGAUGACUGCUGGUGGAGCUGGAACUACGGACUACAUCAACGCUUCUUUCCUAAAUAGUUACAGCGCUAAGAGUGGAUACAUAACAACCCAGAUGCCAUUGCCUCAAACGGUCGGUGAUUUAUGGAGAAUGGCUUAUGACUACAACGCAACUUUUAUCGUCAUGCUCAACAGCAUGGAUGACAAGACAUUUGCCGACUAUUUGCCAACCAAGGAUGAGCCCAGUACAGUUGGUCCUCUGAGUGUCACCUUAGAAUCUACCGACCAAUUGGAGAGCGGCAUCACAAUGCGCAAGUUGAAACUGACCAACCAAAAGAUGAAGGAGUGCCGUAAGAUUUGUCAUCUGCAGCUCUCUGAUUGGCCUGAUGUGAGUGGGGUACCAGCCUCUCCCAUAUCAACACUACAAGCAGUGACCGCAGUGCACCAGUGGCAGAAGGACCAUGGAAAUGAAGACCGGAUUGCCAUUCAUUGCAUUGAUGGAGUUCGAGCCAGCGGUACUUUCUGCGCUCUGCUGAACAUCAUGGCUAAGCUGAAGGACGGAAACGUUGUGGACGUCUACAGAGCCGUCAUGAAAGUUAAAGGCACCCGAGCUGGGAUGGUACCCACACUGGAGCACUACAGCUUUCUGUAUGGAGCAGUGCAGAACCACUUGGAUACCAACAUCGUGUAUGAAAACCUGUAAGGUUUGUCAAGUCAAGUGGGAUAUCAGUAAUAUUCAGGGUUGUAGCGCGACUAAUUUUAGUGGUGGGCAAUGAAUCAAAUUUGUUUAAGUCCACCGAGGGUGAGCGAAUCAACAAAAUUAUUAAUGUUUUUAUGGGGUCAUUAUUGCUAAAGUUCAGACAUGAUGCCAGGUUUCCAAACUGUUUGUGUUGGGGGCCCUGCAAUGACUUGAAUGGCCUUUUGAUUGCGUUCUUUCUCUGUGAUAUUUGGUACUCCUUUUCAUGAGCAUUGCUCAGAUCAAUGCACAAUGGUCAAUAUUGUUAAAUAUUUCGUUGGGGGCGGCACAAUGCUUUUUGCUAGGCAAAAAUUGUAAGGCCCACUGUGGCUACAACACUGUACAGACAUGGAGAAGUGUUUUUAGGAAUACUAUGCAAAAUUAAAUCAAAUUAUUUUGUGUGUUCAUUUUAUUUUUGUUUUUUUGUGGGUUCGUACCCCCGUUCUGAGAUCAUUUGACGUAUUGCCAUUUAUUUACAACUCAUCAGCGAUUUCUUAUCUUUACGAUAAGUCGUUUACUAGUUUCUGUUUAAGAAUGGAAUGGAAGGUAUGCCAUGCCAAAGGUGUUGUCUGACUUCACAACUUUUUAAGUAAGUAGCAGAUAUCCUCUCCUGUUUAUGUGUGCUCCAAGGUUUGUCAAGUUUACUAGGGAUGUGUGUUUGGACCUGGAAAAAAUAGUUAUUACUCGUUAGCAAUUUUUUAAUACCGGCUCUUUAUCAUAACAUUGUUGAUAAUAAUAUUGAUGAUAAUAAAAAAUACUGCAGAUUAAUAACACUGAUUAUUUAAUAAUUCUGAUACUUAGCACCGGCAUCUGCUAAUUGUGACACUCAUUGUGCGUGAAAAAUAUAUAUAACACUGGUUAGGGCAACUUUUUUCAUUCCCUAAGAAAUCUCGGCUGUCUGUGGAGUAUACACAGCCUGUGCUGCCAAGUAUGUAGUGCGCCAAGCUAAGUCAACCACAAAAACCAUAUCUGCCCUAUUACCCCCUGAAUGAAGAGAAUCGUGCCGUGGCUGAGCGGUCUAGUUUUCUGGACCAAAGCUCUGGUGUUGCUAGCAGUAGAGUGUGGUUUCAAUACCCGGUCAAGACAUUUAUGCCCUUGAGCAAGCACGUGGCCAUAAAUGCUUCAUUAAAAGUUGGGAAGUUUGUGCAUUCUGCUUUACCAGCCAGGCUUGCUAACCACACAAAUGGUCUCUGGAUGUUCUUCCAAACAGCAUCAAAGACUGUCCUACACUAGAACAGUUCAGAGCACAACUUCAGGCAAAUUCUGGUGCACCCUCCAGAAGCGCAUACAUUGUACAGGUUUUUGGUAAUGAUUUUAAAGGAUUUGGGUACUUUUUGUAACACAAAACACAAUGUCCACAGAUU